Molecule: messenger RNA, 3032 nt
Organism: Nothobranchius furzeri (turquoise killifish)
Lineage: Eukaryota; Metazoa; Chordata; Actinopteri; Cyprinodontiformes; Nothobranchiidae
Gene: nmt1a
Product: N-myristoyltransferase 1a
Biological process (GO): N-terminal peptidyl-glycine N-myristoylation
Cellular component (GO): cytoplasm
Molecular function (GO): glycylpeptide N-tetradecanoyltransferase activity
Source: RefSeq, a predicted model, not a curated record
UCCGAGCCAAUAGCAUCGAGGCAGGUUUAAAGGCGUCGACAGCACGGUGGCUCUUCACUUCCCGGUGAAGAUGGCGGAUGAGAAUGAGACAGCACCGAUGCCGGAGAAAGAAGAUGUAGAGGACCAUGGACACUGUAGCGACUGUGAAAACGAAGAGCACCAAUUUGACGAUGGUGAACGGGGUCUCGGCGGCGACACUGGUGCCAAGAAGAAGAAAAAGAAGCAGAAAAAGAAGAAGAAGUCUGGAGCCACUGAAGAAGCUCCAGACCCACUUGCCAAGGUGAACUCGUUGCCAGCUGAUAAGCUGCAGGAGAUCCAGAAGGCCAUUGAGCUGUUCUCAGUUGGACAAGGUCCAGCCAAAACCAUGGAGGAGGCAAGUCGGAGGAGUUAUCAGUUUUGGGACACACAGCCGGUACCCAAACUCGGGGAGACUGUAACAUCACAUGGAUCCAUCGAGCCUGACAAGGACCACAUUCGAGAGGAGCCAUACAGCCUCCCACAGGGCUUCAUCUGGGACACCCUAGACCUGGGGAGCCCUGCUGUGCUCAAGGAGCUUUACACUCUUCUCAAUGAAAACUAUGUGGAAGAUGACGACAACAUGUUCAGAUUUGACUACUCUCCUGACUUCUUGCUCUGGGCCCUGCGGCCUCCAGGCUGGUUGCCUCAGUGGCAUUGUGGAGUAAGAGUGAACUCCAACCAGAAGCUGGUCGGGUUUAUCAGCGCUAUUCCAGCCAACAUCCACAUCUACGACAUAGAAAAGAAAAUGGUUGAGAUCAACUUCCUCUGUGUCCACAAGAAGCUUCGCGCCAAGCGAGUGGCUCCAGUUCUGAUCAGGGAGAUCACUAGAAGGGUCAACCUGCAGGGUAUCUUCCAGGCGGUGUACACUGCAGGAGUGGUGCUGCCCAAACCGGUGGGCACGUGCAGGUACUGGCAUCGCUCUUUGAACCCAAGAAAACUAAUUGAAGUGAAAUUCUCCCACCUGAGCAGAAACAUGACUAUGCAGCGCACCAUGAAGUUGUACCGCUUGCCAGAGGCACCAAAGACUUCUGGUCUGCGACCGAUGACCAAGAAGGACAUCCCGGUGGUGCAUCGCCUCCUCCGUGAGUACCUGAGCCAAUUCAACCUGGUGCCUGUCAUGAACCAAGAGGAAGUGGAACACUGGUUCCUCCCUCGGGAGAACAUCAUCGACACAUACCUGGUGGAGGCCGAGGGCAAAGUGACGGACUUCCUGAGUUUCUACACACUGCCAUCUACUAUAAUGAAUCACCCUGUGCACCGCAGCCUAAAAGCAGCGUAUUCCUUCUACAAUGUGCACACCACCACUCCCCUGAUUGACUUGAUGUCCGACGCCCUCAUCCUUGCCAAAUCGAAAGGCUUUGAUGUAUUUAAUGCACUGGAUCUAAUGGAAAACAAGACUUUCUUGGAGAAGCUGAAGUUUGGGAUUGGAGAUGGCAAUCUGCAGUAUUAUCUGUACAAUUGGAAGUGUCCCAGCAUGGGGCCAGAAAAGGUCGGGCUGGUUCUGCAGUGACAUCUCCUUACAACGUCGGGAAAGUGUCACCAACAGGCCUGAAGACCACACCACAGACUGAUGAUUUCCAGCUUUUGGAGAGGAAAUCCACCACUCAUUUUUACUUUUUGACCCUUUGAACUUUGACCUGCACAACUGCUGCCAGGCUGAGGGUUUGGGGAGCUCUUCUCCCUCCCUCCCUCCCAUCCUCCCUCCAUCACAUGGACCUUAAGCCAUCUUAGUGACCAUUGCAAGCAACUGUAUUUCAUCUAAAAGCUGUUUUCCAUUUGUACCAAACACACCAGAACAGUUGGCACAGAUUACUGGUCACCAGAACACUCACUGUUGGCAAACCUACAAAACCUGCAGUACCUGUAAAUAAUAUCAGACGUAUCUGCGAAGAACGCCCUAGCUCCUGCAGAGCAGAACCUACUGUUUUAUUCUACUCCUAAUCAUUGGAAGUGCUUUUUGCAAUUAAACUAAAUCUGUUCUUAAGUUUUAGACGUAACAAAAUCAACAUGAGCAGGAAUAUUCUAAAGAGAGAGAGAGAGAGGAUGUAAUAAAUACCAAAAGUGGACAUAAGAUAAGGGCUUCUGUUAAGAGUUCUUUUUUCAACUUUGUAUUUUAUUUAAUUUUGCUCCUCACCAUCUGUUGGCAUUCAUGAAGGUGUCUCGGCACUGCUUGAAGUUAUUACCAGAGUUGGCAUGCAUCCUCUGGAGCUUCAUAUUAACACUCAUGGGCGUCCUUAUCCAGCCCAUCGUACCGACAAAAGAAAUCCAGAAGCAAGGACAAAUCAAUCUCCGCUGAUCACAGUUGAGCUGAUACAGCUGAUUCAUUUAUCAACGGGAAUGAGGUUUACGCCAACACCUUUGGAUUUAAGUGAGGCCCAUUUGUGACUUCCACUGUUAAAUACCACAAACCUGUUUUAUUUUUCCAAAAUAUCUGCAAGGUUUCAGGUGGCAAUCAGAAAUCCAAAGUACUUCAGGGCACUUUUAAAGUUUUUUUUAAAGCUUAAUAGAUAACUAAAACCUCUGGCGGGAAAUCUAAAAAAAAUAUUUAAAAGGUAUUUGGUAAAAAUGGAAAUGACCAAAUUAUAAACAAGUUUGAGUGUACAUGCAGCAUCAUGCUGAGCUCUAGCUGUAUAUAUUGAGCUGGUUUGAUCACGUCACCUGUUCAAUUGGAAUUAAAUCAGAUGUGACGACACACCAGAGUUUGUAGGCUACCAAGCAUAGUUCAGCAGAUCUUGCAUACUGACUAUGCAGUUGCUUUCAGAGGGGGGUGAGGUUUUAUGGUCAGAAUCUGGAGCUGGGCCUGUGAAAUCAGUCUGGACUGGCAACACGUGCAGGGUGGAUGGUGAUGAGUGGGGAAGCACUCCUGUUGGGGUUUCUCGUGUAAAACGUGUGCUAAAGGAUGUUUAAAAAAGGUGAGUCUUGCGGUGUUGUGAUGCAGGAAAUGAAUGAGAAGAUGGAGGUGAUAUUUUUUUUCUUUUAAGCAAAAUAAAAUAAAAUCUAGCAGUUGCUGUGAA